AUGGAGCGAGCUGGGUCGGGGACCGCCAAGUCCUUGUUUCCCAAAGGACCCAGCUUCUCCUUGGAGGACUUCUCCAGCAAGGACUUCAUCGUCCGUGACUUUAUUGACUCCCUCGCGGAAACGGCGGUGCCAGUCAACCGCCGAUCGGGGCCCUCGCAGCAGGCUUUCGACUCGAAACCUCUGAUCCGCACUUUCGAGAGCGCCCUCUCUCAACUCGGAACCUUGUCCGAAGAUCUCCAGGAGACCGAAUCCGAAUUGCUGUCGAACGUACGCCGAGCUGAAGCCCAACAUGACCAGACACUCGAGACCCUCGGUCGCAAGCUCGACCAGUCCAUGCAAUCCUUCGAAGCGCUCGAUCUGAACCUCAGCAACUCCAACGGCACACCCGACCGAAGCGGCAGGCAGGAAGUUGGAGGCAACGUCGCCGUGCAAAUCGGCGAGAAGCUGGAGGAUCUCGACAAGAAGAGGAGGAGGGCGCAGGAUGCCAUCUUUCUCAUCCAAUGCUGGCUCGAGGUCAGCGAGACCGGCCGGCUGUCGUCCCUCGAAGACAUUCAGCGUAUUGGCGGAGCAGAAAACAAAGUUCGAUGCGCCGUCAUUUCCCGCCAGCUGAUGCGCAUGAGCCAGAGGCUCGACCCGGCAUCGUGGGGCCAGACCAACGGCUCACGCACAAACGGCGUCACCAAUGGCGUGUCUGGUGCGAGCAGGCACAACACGCGCGAGGUGCUCGAAAAGUUCAGCGAGGGGCUUGAGCAGGAGCUGCUCAAGCAGUUCAACAACAGCUACCGACGACAAAACUUUGACGACAUGAUGGAGUGCGCCAAGGUGCUGCAAGACUUCAACGGCGGCGCCAGCGUCAUUGCCGUAUUUGUCAACCAGCACCAGUUCUUCAUUGAUCGCGACCAGCUCAUCACGGACGAGGUCACCACAGACGGCGAGACGUGGGAGCAGCUUGCGGAUCCCGACUCGGAUCCUCCAGGCGUGGAACCCAGUCUGCAGUCUCUUAUUGACGAAGUCAAGAUUGUCAUGCAGGAAGAGUCGUUCAUCAUCAAGCGCGCCUUCCCCAACUAUGAAACGGUCCUCAUCAAAUUCAUUCAGAGGGUGUUCCAGCAGUCAAUACAACAGCGACUGGAGUUGGUUCUGGACAAGGCGAAUACGGUCUCAUCGCUGGCCUUCUUACGAUCCCUGCACUCGUCGAGAGCAUACAUUAGCACUUUGAUCGAGGAUCUGAAGUCCCAUGGCCUGACAGAGCACCCCGAACCUGCCUCGGCGCAGAUCUCCCAGACCCUUGAUCAGCAGAUGGAGGAGCUGUUCGUUCCUUACCUUGUCGGCAACUCGUACAUCGACAGGGAGAAGAAGAGCCUGGAGGAAAUGUACAACUCGCUGCUCUUCAAGUUCACGGCUUUCCACGCCAAGAGGAAGAAGGCACCCACAGGCUUCAUGGCCUCGCUGGCACAGCAGAGCACACAGCUCAUGUCGUCAGCCAAGGAUGCCUAUCUUGAACGUCUGGACUCGUCUGAAUUGACGCCAACGCAAAAGACCAUGAUGCUGCGUGUGGCCGGCCUGUCAGCCAACCGCGACAGCAAGAACGAAGUUGAGCUUACCGAGGAGGACGGCCAACUCCGGGUGCAGAACGCGAAGCGCAUGAUGAAGUGGCUGGCCGAGAGCGUGCGGCGGACGCUGGAGCUGGGCUCGGCAGUCGAGACGCCCAAAGAUGUCAACAUUCUGCUCAACCUCCUACUGUCCACGAUGGGCCACGUCUACAUCGAGACGGGCCUCGACGCUGCCCUCGACCAGUCCUCAUCUCUCGAAAACGUAAAGACGGAACCUGACAUGAGCUUCCUGCCCACCAUUCGCCCGGCCGUCACCAUCACGGCCAUCAUGGAGCGCUUCAUCACCACCGUUCUCAUCAAGCUCGCAGAGUCCAACACGACGGUUCGCCGCAACAUGUCCUCGCAGACGAGGACCUCGAUCGAGACGAUUGAGAAGAAGACAAACAGCGUGAUCCGCUCCUCCAUUGACGUUCUCAGCAACUGGGUCUCCCGUUCGCUCUCCUCGCAGAAGAAGCUCGACUUCCGCCCCCGCGACGGCGAGCUCGACUCGCUCCAGACCCCGACGUGUCUGCAGAUUAGUACCUUCCUCGCCAAGGCCGCCCGUCAGGUGAGCCAGGCCGUCGACGGCCACAACAUGGAGGUCUUCGCGUCGGAACUCGCGCUCGCCGUCCUGGCGCUCCUCUUUGAGCACUUUAAGAAGUUCCAGGUCAACGCCACGGGCGGGCUCAUGGUCGCCCAGGACAUUUCAAAGUACGCCGCCACGCUCAAGGCUUUCGGCUCGCUGACCAAGGAGGUCGAGGCCGCCGUCGAGCUGCUGACCGAGGUCGGCUCGCUCUUCAUCGUCGGCCCGGAGGCGCUGCGAGAAAAGUCGAGAGGCCUGGCUGUGACGGGGCCGACGGGCGUCGCGGCACGGAAGCUGACGAAGCCGGAUUUCCGCGCCUUUGUGCAGAAGCGGGAUGAUGCGGCGUCGGUGGGGAUUCAGGGCGUGCUGGCUGGGCUGUAA
Messenger RNA from Verticillium nonalfalfae, 2553 nucleotides. RefSeq names its product Exocyst complex component 5 (gene SEC10). The record is from RefSeq and is a predicted model, not a curated record. Gene Ontology annotation, biological process: exocytosis; Golgi to plasma membrane transport. The coding region runs from base 1 to 2553 and encodes 850 amino acids. Gene Ontology annotation, cellular component: exocyst; cytoplasm. The transcript has 2 exons. NCBI's taxonomy places the organism in Eukaryota, Fungi, Ascomycota, Sordariomycetes, Glomerellales, Plectosphaerellaceae.